Morchella sextelata is the source of this 1002-nucleotide messenger RNA. RefSeq lists its product as uncharacterized. Gene Ontology annotation, cellular component: acetolactate synthase complex; mitochondrial nucleoid. The coding region runs from base 1 to 1002 and encodes 333 amino acids. The record is from RefSeq and is a predicted model, not a curated record. The transcript is spliced from 3 exons. Gene Ontology annotation, biological process: branched-chain amino acid biosynthetic process. Gene Ontology annotation, molecular function: acetolactate synthase regulator activity. Lineage: Eukaryota; Fungi; Ascomycota; Pezizomycetes; Pezizales; Morchellaceae.
AUGGCCUCGAUUUCAUCAAUGGCUGCUGCCCUUCGCACAGCCAGAUUACCAACCACAAUAUUGGAAAAAUAUGCUGCAACCACUGUCACCAGUAAUGUUCUCGCCGUCAUCCCUCGCUGCCUCUCAGUAAGAAUUCGUCACUCGUCAUCGUCAUCCUCCUCCGGAUCGUCAACGGGCGCUUUGGCCUACAAAGCUCUUCAUCGUCGUAUAAACCCUCUCCCAACCUCAGAGCCCCCCGCUUGGUCUGCUUCCGCCGCCGUUUCCUCAAUUCUUUAUGAGACACCCCUUCCUUCUUCUGCUCCGCCAAAAAGACAUGUUCUCAAUUGUCUUGUUCAGAAUGAACCUGGCGUUCUCUCUCGAGUGUCGGGAAUCCUUGCGGCACGUGGUUUCAAUAUUGACUCAUUGGUGGUCUGCAACACUGAAGUACCGGACUUGUCCCGCAUGACCAUCGUUCUUAGUGGCCUUGAUGGUGUUGUUGAACAGGCUAGACGACAGCUAGAAGAUCUUGUUCCUGUCUGGGCAGUGCUUGAUUACACUGCAGCACCUCUUGUCCAGCGGGAGCUCUUGCUCGCCAAGAUCUCUAUCUUAGGCCCAGAGUAUUUCGAAGAACUACUUGCACAUCACCGGGAGAUUACAGCAGAGGGUGGAGACUCUGGAAGGGCUGAAAGUUCGAACAAGGAUAGUGAUUAUCAUCCUUCGAAGCUUCCAAUUUCCCAGGCAUUAAGGCACAAACAUCAGCAUCUUCAGGCUAUCACACAAUUGACUCACCAGUUUGGAGGAAAGAUUUCAGACAUAUCUGAAAACAAUUGUAUUGUUGAACUUGCUGGGAAACCCUCCAGGCUUGAUGCAUUCAUGAAGCUUAUCGCCCCUUUCGGUAUUCUCGAAUCUGCUCGAACUGGUCUCAUGGCACUUCCUCGCUCACCCCUGCACACACACUCAGAGGAUCUCGAAGUUAAAGAUGCCGGUGAUGUUGUUGAUGCUAGCUCUCUCCCCCCCGGUUAA